This is a messenger RNA of Didymella exigua CBS 183.55, 591 nucleotides long. RefSeq lists its product as uncharacterized. The coding region runs from base 1 to 591 and encodes 196 amino acids. The record is from RefSeq and is a predicted model, not a curated record. The transcript has a single exon. Lineage: Eukaryota; Fungi; Ascomycota; Dothideomycetes; Pleosporales; Didymellaceae.
AUGCCGCCAGCAGCCAGCCUCGAGUCUACAUCCUCAUCGGUGUCGUCACCCAUCACUCCAGUUAUACCAAACCAGCCACCGAUCCAGACCUACCCUGAGCUAUUCAUCGCUACCGAGCAAACCUCGCAAAGCGGCGAAGUCAAAAAUCGUGUAUUCAAUUACUAUUUCCUCUUCCUAGCUCUGUUGGCUGCUGUCUUGGCUGCUUUGCUGUGGUGGAUGCAUCGUCGAAGGCGGAGAGAGCAAGAACAGAUCAGACUGAGAGGGCAGCAUGCCCUUGUAAGAGAUGUCGAGCGAUGGGCGAUGUACAGAAGCCGUCAAGCACCAGCCGUAGAGGGCCUCAACGAAUCCGGCGAAGCGCCACCGCCGUAUAAACCCAAAGACGAUACUUUCACGACUCUGGAACAUACGGACGAUGCUAUGGACGGGGCUGUCCGUGUUGCGAUCCCGCCGAGAGCUAUUUCGCGCGACGACACAGGACAUAUUCGACUGCCAGAUUAUUCUGAGACUAUGCAGGUUGACAACAACAAUCUGGACACUCGACCAGCAAGAGGACUCGAUGAGACAUCAUCCGCUCGUGUAGGGUCUGUAUAA